Molecule: messenger RNA, 2750 nt
Organism: Chroicocephalus ridibundus (black-headed gull)
Lineage: Eukaryota; Metazoa; Chordata; Aves; Charadriiformes; Laridae
Gene: POLR3GL
Product: RNA polymerase III subunit GL
Biological process (GO): transcription by RNA polymerase III
Cellular component (GO): RNA polymerase III complex
Source: RefSeq, a predicted model, not a curated record
GUCCCAUGUGCCCCCCCCUGUCCCGCCCGUGUCCCCUCCCGUCCCCGUGUCCCCCGGCGGCUGCGCCGUGUGCCCCCCAGCGUAUCCCCCCGUGUGUCCCUCCCACUUCCCCGUGACCCUGGGGGGGCUCCUCGCUGUGUCCCUGUGUCCCGUGGGGUGCCUGCCCCACGUCUCACCGUGCCCCGGGGGGGCUGCCCGCUGUCGUGUCCCUCACCAUGUCCCCUCGUGUCCCCGGGGAGGGCUGCCCCGUGUCGUGUCCCGUCCUAUCCCUCGCCGUGUCCCCAUGCCCCGGAGAGGGCUGCCCCGUGUCUUGUCCCCCGCCAUGUCCCCUCGUGUCCCGGGGGGGCUGCCCCAUGUUCUCCCCACUCACCCCCCGUGUCCGGGGGGGGCUGCCCCAUGGCUCCCUGUGCCCCCCCCGUCCCUGCUGCCCCCCUCGCUCCCCUCAAACCUCCCCAGCGCAGGGGGGCUGCCCCCCUCCCCAACAAGGAGGCGCUUAUUCUCAACCCCUUGUGUCCCCACAGCGCCCCCCCCCCCCGCCCCCCCCCCCAGCCAUGGCGGGCCGAGGCCGGGGUCGGGGCCGCGGGCAGAUGACUUUCAACGUGGAGGCGGUGGGGAUCGGGAAGGGGGAUGCGCUGCCCCCCCCAACCCUCCAGCCCUCCCCUCUCUUUCCGCCGCUGGAGCACCGGGCGGCCCCGCUGCCCGGCGGGGAGGAGGGCGAGUACAUGCUGGCGCUGAAGCAGGAGCUGCGGGGGGCCAUGAAGAACCUCCCCUACUUCGUCAAACCCGGGGCGCCCCGCAGAGAUAUCGAGCGCUACUCGGACAAGUACCAGAUCUCCAGCCCCAUCGACAGUGCCAUUGACUGGAACCCAGACUGGAGGCGGCUGCCACGGGAGCUGAAGAUCCGGGUUGCGCGGCUGCGGAAAGGCAGGACCACCAUCCUCAUCCCCAAGUGCAAGCAGCGGGUUGCACUGGACAAGGAGGAGACCAUUAAGAAGCUGGAGAGCCUGGAGAAGAAAGAGGAAGAGGUGACAUCGGAGGAGGAAGAGGAGAAGGAGGAGGAAGAAGAAGGGAAAGAAGAGGAGGAAGAGGAGUAUGACGAGGAGGAGCAUGAAGAGGAGACCGACUACAUCAUGUCCUACUUCGACAACGGCGAGGACUUCGGCGCUGACAGCGAUGACAACAUGGACGAGGCGGUCUACUGAGCACCCCCACUGCCACACACCCCCCCCCCGGCACUCUGGGGUCCCCUGUCACCCCCCCGCCCUGGGCACCUGGGUCCCCUGUUACCCCCUCCAGAACACCGGGGUCUCCUGUCACCAGCCCUCCUCCUCAACACCAGGGUCCCCUGUCACCAGCUGCCCCCCCCCCCUCCAGGGCACUAGGGUCCCCUGCCACCCCCUCCCCAGAUGCCUGUGUCCCCUGUCACCCCCCCUUGGGCCACCAGGAUCCCCUGUCACUAGCACACACAGACACUGGGUCCCCUGUCACCUGCCUCCCCAGAUGCCUGGGUGCCCUGUCACCCCCCUCCCCGGACACCAGGGUCCCCUAUCGCCCCCCUCCCUGUAUUUCUGGGUCCCUCGUCGCCCCUCCAGAACACUGGGGUCUCCUGUCACCACUCCCCCUCCAUGACACUGGGGUACCCUGUCACCAGCGUCACCCACAGGGCACUGGGGUCCCCUGCCACCCCUCCUUGGGACACCACGAUCCUCUGUCACCAGCACACACAGACACUGGGUCUCCUGUCACCCGUCACCUCCAGCCGGCAGGUGGCACUUGUGCUCCAGGGAUGGAGGGUUGGGACACCGCAGGGUCGGGGCACCCCAGGGUGCUGGCAGCUGGGGGGUCACAUGGGGACACCCCCCUGCCCCCCAACUUGGGUGGGGUCCUGGGGGGACUCCUGAUCCCCUGCGGGGGGACCUGGGGGGGGGAAGGACCCCCCAGCCUUGUCCCCAAGCCAGCAGUGGGGUGGGGUCGUCCCUUUUGGAGGCAGUUUUAUGGGUGAUGGGGGGGGGGGGAACCCCCCCAAACUGCCCCCCACAUCCCCGGCCUCACGCCCCUUUUUGCAGCAUCUUUUUAACAUUUGGGAUUUUUUUUUAACUUAAUUUUGGGUGGAUUAAAGUUGACUUCUGUAUUUCCAGGUUGUCUUGUGCAGCGGCCUCAACCCGCACGGAGCUUUUGGGGAAGGGCCCGGAUAAUGGGCUCCCCCCGCCGCCCCCCCCCCGCCGGAGCACACAGGGUCUGUCGUUAUUGUUUUCCAAGCCCCGCUGCUGCCAGGUCUCCUGAGCCGAUCAUAAAGAAGCCCUUGUUAUUGUAGGGUUCACGGCAAGGGGGGAGCCCUGCCCUGGGAGGGGGAGUUGGGUGCGCCCGUGGGUGCAGGGAGCAGCUGUGCCUCCCCCCAGCUUUCUGCCCCACACGUGCAGGGCCGGCUCCUGGCAUCGCCCGGGUGCCAUGAGUGCCUGGCUGCACCCGGUUUUCCGCCCCGACACCCCCAUCGGCUCACGCUCCGGUGCCCCCCUGGCCCUAGCCAUGUGGUGGGGCGGCACGUGGCACCCGCUGGGUGCCGGGGAAGGGGGGGGGUGUGUGUGCAAAUCGCCAGCUCCUGGAGUCAGGGGGGUGCAGCCGCAGCAUGCCCCUGUUCCCCCAGCACCAUGGCAGCAGCUCGGGGGGGGGUUGACCCCAGCACCCCGCUGGGGUUCCCCCAGUCUGGAUUAACCCCUUGGCGCUGGAUUGCAGCAACACGGGGUGCAGGA